CUCUCACACGGACACCGCAACACUCUUUUAAAUCAAAAAAUUAUAAUAUUGUAUCUCCUCCUUUCGUGUGUGAGAGCUUUUUUUUUUUAGAGAGAGAGACAAUGGACGGACUGAUCAGAGGUUUAGUCGACGUGGCUAUCGGAGGUAACGAGCGUCGCGGCGGAGACGGUGGUCGUCGUGAUGAUGAAGACAACUCCAGGGACGAGAGAUCCAGAUCUAGCUGGGCUGAUGUGGUUUCUGGUGAGGAGGAGGAUCAGAAUCGCGCGGGAGGAGGCUCGUCUCAGCCUUCCCACGGUCGACGCCAGAAUGUAGAGGAGAAUCAAUGGGAGAAGAAGGGAGAAAGGAUUCCCACAAGGCAUUCACAUCAGGAGGAACAUGAAGAGAAUACGUAUGCAGCUAAAGUAACCGAGCAACAAGACUUCUCGGAGAGCAAGCAAGAGGACAAUGACGGUUGGGAAACUGUAGGGAAAAAGAAACCUGCAAGGCAAUCACAUAAGGUCCAGAAGGAGCAAUGGGGAGAUUACAAACGCCCAGCAAGUGAACAACACUACUCAGACGAUGUUGAAACUCAUGGAAAUCUAGAACCCUCUCAACUGGAGCUCUCAGGUCUCUCAGAAGCUUGCAACAAACUGUGGGACCUCGAUUCAAACCGCCUUGUUCCCGGAAACGAUUAUCAAAUUGACUGCGGAGAUGGGAAAAGGGUUCAUGAGAGAGCCGAUAUGGCUGAAGGAUUACUGUUCUCUUGGGUGAGCGAUGAAGUCUUUAGAAAACCGACUUUCGCCAGAUUCUGUUCGUUGCUUGACAACUAUAACCCAAAUGAAGGCUACAAAGAAGUAGUCACAGAAGAAGAGAGGCAAGAGCAAGCGGCUUUCAUUGAAGAAAUUAGCAGAACCGCUAUGAUCAAGUACCUUCACAAGUACCUCGUGCUCAAGGACGUUGCUCCAGGAAGCUACCAAGAGUUCAAGAGAAUGUUGACAAGUCUCUGGUUCGAUCUCUAUGGCCGUGGAGGUACCUCUGGCUCGUCUUCUGCGUUUGAGCAUGUCUUUGUAGGGGAGAUCAAACAAUCUGGUGGGGAACAGGUCUCCGGAUUCCAUAACUGGCUUCAGUUUUACUUGGAGGAAGCCAAAGGAACUGUAGACUAUCAAGGGUAUAUAUUUCCCCGACGUCGUGGUGAAAUUCCUGAUUCAGAGACUCAGCUGCUAACAAUCCAAUUCGAGUGGAACGGUGUUCUAAAAUCAGUCUCAAGUACGCUAGUAGGAGUAAGUCCAGAGUUCGAGUUAGCUCUAUACACAAUGUGUUUCUUCAUGGGCGGAGAAGAAAACCACAUUCAGUUGGGUCCAUACAAUGUCAAUGUCAAAUGCUACCGACUUGGCAACAACCGUAUCGGCUCAGCUUUCCCCAUUGCAGAAUGUUGAAACCUCUCUUGAUGGCUUAGAACAAAAUAUCUGCCCAAUACUGUAUUGAAUUAUUAUAAUUGUUGUCAGGUCUUUCUGUCUGCAUGUUGUAGACUUGAAAUAUCUUCCUGUGAUAUUUCCUUGGAUAUUUAUGGGAAACCAUGUGUUGUACUUUCUGAAAAUGAUACAAACAAAAGAAGAAAUGUGAGAGAAAAUAUCUUCCAAUAAUUUCUAUUUUGAA
Capsella rubella is the source of this 1635-nucleotide messenger RNA. RefSeq names its product poly(U)-specific endoribonuclease-B. The transcript is spliced from 8 exons. Gene Ontology annotation, molecular function: RNA endonuclease activity. The coding region runs from base 102 to 1415 and encodes 437 amino acids. The record is from RefSeq and is a predicted model, not a curated record. NCBI's taxonomy places the organism in Eukaryota, Viridiplantae, Streptophyta, Magnoliopsida, Brassicales, Brassicaceae.